AUGAGUGCGACUAAUCUUCGAUGCGUCAAUUGCAAGAGAACAGGGGAUGACGUGAGGGUGAAACAGUAUUCAAGAGUACUAUUGAGAGGAAGACACAGAAAGACUUAUAAUUGCGUGCCAAAACUAACAACUGAAGAAAACAUUAUUCUUCGAGUGCACGGACAAGACGCACUAAAAGUAUGGUUGUGUUCAUGUUGCGAUCAUUACCUUCUAGGCGGCUCAAAUGAUCCUGCUGACUACUGGCCGGCCAUGGUUUACAAGUUUCUGGUUCAUGAGAAUUCUGAGCAUUCCAUCAAUGUCUCUGUUUACGAGAAAUGGCAGUUGAUACCAAGCACAUGGAGACCCUGGUGGAGAUCACAUUUCGCGAUGUACAAUUUUGAUGAAACUGAGAAAUCAUUGUUUGUUGAUUUCACAGAGGAGCUAGAGGAAGUGAAAGAAGCAAUAGACGACUUGGGAUGGGUUCGUCUGACAAAGCAAAUGGACAAACACUUUGCUUAUCCCGAGAUCAGGUGCCCUUUUGGAUGUUCGGAAUUCCUUCACAAAACAAACCAUGUCCCGCUGAAGGACUUCCUAUGGUGCUACUCCAAUUACGAGAUGCAAUGUUAUGAAGCGCCAAAAGGCAAGAAUUGGACCGAUUUUAUUUCUCCGUCAUAUCCGAGUUUUCAGCCCAACGUUUUUAGCGACACUUUCUGCACCGUGAAACAAGUUGGUGGUUUUGGGGGCAUUGACUCUGCCUAUGUUACCACUUCUAAUGUGCCAAUGAAGUCUGAUACGCUGUCUUGCAACAGAGAUUUUCUUUCUAUUCAAGGCCGCCCAGACAUUAGGGCUCAGAUCAAUGAGAGAUCAACAGACAAGAAUAGCCCGUUGUACAUGUCUAGAGACACUAUUGAGUCUAUUUUCAGGGCUUCAGAACUGAAAUAUCCAGACCUGAUGGAGUUGCCGGAAACAGCAACUUCGACUUUUGUGCCUUGUGACGUCGCUGUAAAACUGCAGGAAAUGAUGUACGAAGAAGCCUCAAAAACUAUCAAAGUUUUUGAAGAUGACGGAGAUCACUUUGCCGAAAAACUGUUUGCUCCUCCUUGGCCAUCAGAUUUUGUUGAGGUUCACCCGCUAGACGGUCAUGGUCAACGUUUUCACAAAGUGACUAAUGGCGACUUUGGGUUUUGGAUGUUCUUAUGUAUCACAGGAAGGGUGCGGGACCUGUGGCAAGCGAUUGCAAGUUCUGUGGAAGAUAAUAGAUCAUGGCAUGGACAUUGGUUGCAGUUUGCAUCAAAUGUGCUCACUAUUCCAGGGAAGACAGCAAAGUCUCGGUAUUUCCCAGCACUGGCCGAGAAAAAGGUUCAUGAUCUUUUUCCCGUUCGGCUUGAGGAUACACUAAAUGACAAAGCAAAGACUGCUGACCUGUUUUGUUCUUGCAGGUCUGUAUUUGUUGUUGAGGGAUCAUUGUCACAAGUUGAAGCUUCUGACCAAGAAUUAGAAGGUAAAGAGGUUGUGAUAUGUGUCAAUCCAAAGUAUCCGGAAGUAACAACGGAUCGUGCUGAGUCUUUCGAGUUACGUUGUUUAGUGUCAGGGAACCUUGAUAACAGGCAAAUGUUUGUUCGACACAAAGGUCAAAAGUUCUGGGUUCAGAAUGGCGCCUUGCACCUGUGUCGAUACGAAGGUGCUGAUUUGCAUGAUGGUGCCUACCUUGGUGCCCGCAUAGCUGUGUUUUGUCCCAGAAGAAGUGUGGGCAAGCUGACUAGUUUGAAAAGAAGGUAUUUGGCAGCCAUUGGAGGUCAAAGAUGUGUACACUGCGACGUUCACAAAUGUCCACUUGUGCUGAAUCAUCAUCACAAAAAAAGCUCAGAAAACACAUACAAAUGCGUCUGCAGGGAAGGGUGGCAGCACAAUCGUGAUGAAGUUUGCGGGCAGUUUGGCAGUUACUCAUGUCCAUAUCUUGACUGUUGCAAUAUUUCGAUUUGUGACAAUCAUCUGAGCAAAUCAAGGAAUAGGUGCAAUUCAAUUGGUCCGGAGGCUGCGAUGUUCCUUUCAGAAGUAGGAUCCUGUUUCUUCAGUAAUGAUGGGGUUUCUGAUGAUGGCGCCUUCAGGGGACGUUGUGAAUCAAGCAUAGCUAAUCAUGUUCUGCCGGAAGCCCUAGGGCCAACUGCGGGACACGAACUGCCGCAAGAUAUAGUUGGUGAAUACGGAGCAAAUUGCAUAAUGGAGGACAAUAGUGAUUCGGGCUCUAGCUUUGGUAGUUAUGACAUGGUAGCAGAGGACAAUUUGGAAGAACCGUGGAAUUUUGUUGCAGCGCCAACAAAUGAUGAAGACCAGCAGAGGGUGGUAGUUGGUGAUCAGGAACACAACAAUAGCGUAAACAGGAGUCAUGUCUCCGAGCAUUUUGGUGCUGAGGAUCUCCCUACCACAACUAUCCCUACAACAACCACAGGAACAGAUCAAUGUGAGAUAGCUGUUGAUGGAGGACAAUUUAUUCAACGAGGACAUACUGACAAUCAUCCAAGACAACAAGGGAUGAUGUUAUUUCAACACAACAAUACUGGUAUCCACCUGGAUAGUGGAUCUACUUUUCAUUUGCGAACCAAUGAAGAUGACUUUAAAGAAGAAAGUCUGCAAAGAAUUCAUGGAGGAUUCCAUUAUGCCUCUAAUGUCGAGGGAAGAGAACUUUAUCGAGAAGGAAUUGAUAAGGUAUUUGACUCUGUGUGUAAGCUUGACACACGAGCUAGCGACAACGUCAACAGCUUGUCGAAUAUGGUACAAGAUGGAUUUGAUGUAUUUAUGGACACAAAGAGAGAGAACAGCUUCUUUGUGACCAGAAACGGGACUACAUGGCGAUUUGGACAUCGCAAUGGAUUAUAUACUCUGGUAGACGAACCUGCUGUGGCAACAGCAAUGUUCCAUAAUCAUGCACGUGGAAUUGACAAUGCUGGAGUAGACCCACGAUUUGAUAUUGAAAUUGAGAGAUACAAAGGAAUGGCAUUCAUCCUACAGCGUGAUAGGAUUAAUAUCGGAGAACCAAUGAAUGGAUAUCAUGAUUUAUGGAAAUGGACGAAAUUUGCUCAAUGGUGUUAUGAACUGGCUAAAGACCGACGAUGGGAUUUCGAUGACUUAGAUAUCUUUUCCAGACUAACGGUUACAUUUGCUGAAGAAGCAAAACGACGAGGUAUUCGAAAAGAUUUUCACGAAUGGACAGAUGGAAGAGGAUUUAUAUAUGAUGAAGUUCCUGCUGGCAUGGAACUAGAUGAAAUUCACAUAGUACCUAACAAUUUAAAUGAUAAUAUGGAAGGGUACUGUGCUCUACAGAGUGUGGAGAAGAACAAAGAGGGUUUCACAAACAAACAAGUGAAACGAGCAAAUGUUGCACGGAGUGGCUAUCAUAUGAUGGGGGCACCUGGUGCAGAACUAUUCAAGUUGGCGAUUCGGGGAAAUUUUUUCAAAAAUUGUCCAAUUACAGAGGAAGAUGUUAAUAUCUCUGAAAAGAUAUAUGGACCGAGCGUUUCAACAAUUAAGGGCAAACAAAAGCGACCAACACCGAAGGCGGUGGUUGAUGAUUGGAUCGAAAUGCCCAAGGAACUCCUGAAACACAAUUUGAACCUGGAUUUAUGUAUCGACAUUAUGUUUAUCAACAAUGUCGCGUUUUUUGUCAGUAUUGACAAAGCGAUCAAAUUCCGAUUCAGUACUGAACUGAAAGAUCGGACGAAGGAUGCUAUUUACAAGUCGAUUGACAAAAUUUUACGCAUUUAUAAUCAUGCGGAAUUUCGAAUCAAAACUAUUUAUUGCGACAACGAAUUCAAACCGGUAUUUGAUGACGUGAAAGAUAAUUUGGAUGUGACCGUGAAUUACGCCGCGCCGGGCGAACACGAACCAACUAUUGAGCGCAGCAAUCAAACAUUGUAA
This is a messenger RNA of Cylindrotheca closterium, 3894 nucleotides long. The record is from the annotation of a GenBank genome assembly. Lineage: Eukaryota; Bacillariophyta; Bacillariophyceae; Bacillariales; Bacillariaceae.